AAACCCACAUGAUAGGAUCUACGCUAGAGUAUCUUUGAGCUGCUGUAUACACCGCAAGGAGUUUCUCUGCAAAGGGGAAGAGAGAGAGAGAGAGAGAGAGAGGGUGAAGGAGACUUCUUAAUCAUGUUCUGUGCCUGGUACCUUCUGUGCUUGAUGACCACAAGAUGUUUUGGUAACUCGGCUCUAUGUGGAAAUAAGACCAGACUAUAUGGAACCCUAGGACAGUCUCAAGUAUUUGUCCAACUGAAUAUGGAAGCAGGGUCUGAAAGUCUUGUAAUUCGGAAGGUGCAGGAAAACUACAAAACAAAACUGCUGCAUUACAAUCUCAAGACUAAAGUGGUGGAUACAGAUGACAGCAGAUUCCAGUACAAUGAAAGCUGUGGCAGCGUCUCGCUCCUCCGGCUACAGAGGGGAGAUGAAGGAGUGUACGAGCUGACAGUUGAAAUCAAUAAAACAGAACGGUUUUGCAAUUUUGACCUCAAAAUUUAUGAACAGAUCGCACAGUUAUCGGCCAGCGUGACGGGUGGUUUGCAGAAUGACAGCUGUGUGGUCACCAUGAACUGCUCAGUGGAGAUGGGAGAUGAUGUGUCUUUUAGCUGGACUCAAGACCAGAAGACUUUAAGUCAUAACAGCAGCACAUUAGUGAUUGGCAUCACCCCGGACAACGCUAACAGCUCGUACACUUGUAGAGCCAAGAACCCUGUAAGUGAGCUCUCCAGUACAUUGAGAUUGACAGAGACGUGCAGCCCAACACAAGCUAAGAGUCCAGUGAAUUUUGAUCUAAUAUAUAUUAUAUCUGCAACAGUUGCCAUUAUUCUAAUGAUCACACUGGUCUUCAUAAUAAAAGUAUGCCUCCACAAAAUAGGUCAUUUCACACGUCCUCCAGUGAUUUCCCCAAAAAGACCACAAGCACCAGAGCCAACACCAGUUCCUACGAAUCAAGCAAUCAGUACAAUUUAUGCAGCAGUCCAGAAAAGAGAGACUCUAUCUCCAAGGAAUAAUGCGACUGCAACUGGCAACAUCCCAAUUUCAACUGUUUAUGAUCUCGCUGGUCCCAGUAAUGCAAUACCAUGAAGAGAGGGACCCAUCCUACGAUAUCAUACCUGUCUGCAGGCUGCAGGAUAAUAAAAUUCCAGCUAGAAAACUUGAGUUCUGCAAGUUGGCUAAUAGACCGGAAUUCCCGACCUACAGCAAUAACUCAGCACAUGCAUAAAGUAUUGUUCACACCAUGUUUCAUUGACAUUGCUUAUAAUUACAAAGACCAAUCAAUACAACUUUAAAUGAGAAAGUUCAAAAUGGCCACCAAGAUGUCAAGACACAGAGCUGAUCUUGUAAAUGCAUAUUAACUGCUACCAGUGGUCAGCAGAGACCUGAGGAAUACAGUGCAUCUCAGGAACCUCAGACCUUUAUAGUUUUUGUUAAAUUAGGUCUAGAAUUUGUGAGUUUCAUUUUCAAAUUCUGUUUAUAUUUGCAAUAUCGCUUAUAUAUAGAUGUAUGUAAUUUAUUAUGACAAGAUUAAAUUUUAGUUUUUCUACAA
Messenger RNA from Pseudophryne corroboree (corroboree frog), 1537 nucleotides. Its product is annotated as signaling lymphocytic activation molecule-like. NCBI's taxonomy places the organism in Eukaryota, Metazoa, Chordata, Amphibia, Anura, Myobatrachidae. The transcript is spliced from 7 exons. The record is from RefSeq and is a predicted model, not a curated record. Bases 124 to 1074 code for a protein of 316 amino acids.